Messenger RNA from Eruca vesicaria subsp. sativa (arugula), 405 nucleotides. Lineage: Eukaryota; Viridiplantae; Streptophyta; Magnoliopsida; Brassicales; Brassicaceae. The record is from the annotation of a GenBank genome assembly.
AUGGCUUCUGCACUCAUUGAUUUCUCGAGGUCCAAAGGGAAAUCAAGGUCCUUCACAACGACGACCUCUACAUCCGCGUCGACUUGCCCGGUGUUCCAGACGACGCUGCCCGAUGCUGCCCGCUACAGAAUCGACGCCGUGAGACAAAAGGUUGUCUUUUUCUCCGGUGAAGAAACUCUCAGCGACAGCCACAACGUUGACGACGUGCGUGAGUACUCUGGAACCGCUGGUUUAGGAUGUGACUGCUGUGAGAUCACUGGAGUCGAUGCCAAGAUGAAAGAUGGAGUCUUGAGGAUGAUUGUGUCAAGGGUCAAAGUCAAAGACCAUGACAAGAAGUGUACCAACACUGUCCCUCCUAACACAGGAAAAUCUGGAAGAUACGAUUUAAAUGAGAUGAUAAUAUAG